This is a messenger RNA of Ctenopharyngodon idella (grass carp), 4372 nucleotides long. RefSeq names its product acyl-CoA synthetase long chain family member 3a (gene acsl3a). The transcript is spliced from 15 exons. Gene Ontology annotation, biological process: neuron differentiation; long-chain fatty-acyl-CoA metabolic process; long-chain fatty acid metabolic process. The record is from RefSeq and is a predicted model, not a curated record. Gene Ontology annotation, cellular component: endoplasmic reticulum; lipid droplet; plasma membrane. Lineage: Eukaryota; Metazoa; Chordata; Actinopteri; Cypriniformes; Xenocyprididae. Bases 244 to 2385 code for a protein of 713 amino acids. Gene Ontology annotation, molecular function: long-chain fatty acid-CoA ligase activity.
AUCACAGCUCGCGCUCCACACACCCAUGAGCGCGUGCUACAAACCGCUGCCUCGGCUUCCAUACAAACCGUUCCGGGAGGCGCGCGCCGUUGAUCAGUGUUUAUGGUAUUCAGUCAGCGUGAUUUCACAGAAACGAGGCUUCAUUGACACAUCGCAGUGGAGAAGAAAGAAAAGAAGAAGAGGAAGUGACAUCAUAACGUUCCCUCACUCUUUGUAUGUUUCUUUCUAUUUCAUUCUGUCAGUAUGAGGCUGGAGCAGGAUGUGAGUCCAGUAGUGGUCAUCAUAUUCAGACUGGUGGUCUGGCUUUAUUCUCUCAUCUCUUACCUGCCGUACCUGUUGCUGAGAUCGUACGAAUCGCAGUCGCUCUCCGAGUGCUCGCGGAGAGUGAAAGGCCGUUCCGUGAGCGGACACCCUUCAGGACCCUACCGGGAUGUCGGGGCGCUGAGGGCGCUGGCGUCGUGCCUGCAGCCCGGGGUGAACACACUCGAUCGGGUGUUUGAAUCAUCUGUAUGCCGCCAUCCUGACCUGGACUGCCUGGGCACCAGAGAGCUGCUGAGCGAGGAAGACGAAACUCAGGAGGAUGGAAGAGUCUUCAAGAAGGUGAUUUUGGGAGAGUACCGCUGGAUGUCGUAUGAUCAGGUGUAUAAAGAAGUGAGAGCGUUCGGGAGCGGUUUGGCUGCUCUAGGACAGAAACCUCUGAAAAACAUUGCCAUCAUCUGUGAGACCAGAGCGGAGUGGAUCAUAGCGGCGCAAGCCUGUUUCAUGUACAACUUCCCAUUGGUAACUCUUUACUCUACUCUGGGUGGUCCUGCUAUUGCUCAUGGACUCACUGAAGCUGAAGUUUCCCACAUCAUCACCAGCAAAGAACUUCUGGAAACCAAACUCAAGAGCAUUUUACUGGAGUUGCCGAGAUUACGACAUAUCAUCGUCGUUGACGAUAAGUUCAGCAGCGGCUCUGAAUACCCACGAGGCAUCAGUAUCCACAGCAUGGCGGCUGUGAAGAGACUGGGGGCCCAUCCUGAGAAUGCGUCAAGGCAGAGACAGCCUCCAUGUGCCUCUGAUGUGGCCGUGAUCAUGUACACCAGCGGCUCCACCGGAGUGCCAAAGGGAGUCAUGAUCUCUCACAGCAAUAUUAUUGCCGGAAUCACCGGUAUGACCGAGAGAAUUCCCAACCUCGGUGAGGAUGACACAUACAUUGGCUACCUUCCACUGGCUCAUGUGUUAGAGUUGAGCGCUGAGAUGGUGUGUUUUGCUCACGGCUGUAGAAUUGGCUAUUCUUCACCACAGACUCUGUCAGACCAGUCAACCAAGAUAAAGAAGGGAAGCAAAGGAGACAUUAGUGUCCUGCAGCCCACUCUAAUGGCAGCAGUACCAGAGAUAAUGGAUCGGAUCUACAAGAAUGUAAUGCUAAAGUUGGAGGAAAUGAGCAUUUUUCAGAGGACUCUGUUUCUACUGGCCUACAACUAUAAGAUGGAGCAGCUUGCGAUAGGAUACAGCACCCCACUCUGUGACAAGCUCAUCUUCCGGAAGGUUCGGGCGUUGUUAGGUGGACGUUUACGGGUGUUAUUGUCAGGCGGGGCACCUCUCUCUGCAGCGACCCAGCGGUUCAUGAACAUCUGCUUCUGCUGCCCUGUGGGUCAAGGCUACGGCCUUACGGAGACCUGCGGUGCCGGGACCAUCAGCCAGCUUUGGGAUUACAGUACAGGACGAGUUGGCGCACCAUUGGUUUGUUGUGAAAUUCAGCUGAAGGACUGGAUAGAGGGUGGCUAUCGCAGCACAGACCGGCCCUGUCCGCGAGGGGAGAUUCUGGUUGGUGGGCCAAACGUAACAAUGGGUUACUACAAGAACAAAGACAAGAACAGUGAGGACUUCUUUGUGGAUCAGAAAGGCCAGCGGUGGUUCUGCACCGGAGACAUUGGAGAGUUUCAUGGAGACGGCUGUCUGAAGAUUAUCGACCGAAAGAAAGACCUAGUGAAGCUUCAAGCAGGAGAAUACGUGUCUCUGGGAAAAGUGGAGGCGGUCCUAAAAAACAGCCCACUCGUCGACAACAUCUGUGCCUAUGCCAACAGUGACGAGUCUUAUGUGAUUGGCUUUGUGGUGCCCAAUCAGAAGCAGCUCCUGGCGCUGGCUGAGAGGAAGCGUGUCAGAGGUUCGUGGGAGGAGCUCUGUAACAGCCCUGUCAUCGAGGAGGAGGUGCUUAAAAUCAUCACAGAAGCGGCACUGACAGCCCAGUUAGAAAGGUUUGAGAUUCCACGGAAGAUCCGCUUGAGCAUUGAGCCCUGGACUCCAGAGACCGGCCUGGUUACAGACGCUUUUAAACUCAAACGAAAGGAGCUAAAAACUCACUACCAGCACGACAUUGAGAGGAUGUACGGUGCCAAGUAGAACCAAACCACUGCUGAUUCCAGACAGAAACGGUGGACAGGAAGGCAAGAAGUAACUUAUCUCUCUAUAGCAACCUCCAAUCAGGAUGGAGAUUUCCUAUGGAUGUGAACAUAAUCAUUUGGAAAUGUUUUCAUACAGUUGAUCGAUCAGUGUGAUAUUUCUGAUAUCAAAAAAUGUCCAGUAAACACAAACACUCACAACCAGCAAUACUUAAAGCUGCCAAAAGUGAUGUUAGCCAUCUUGCUAACUUCUGCCAGACUUGGCUGCUAAAUUAGGGUACCCCCAUCCCUUCAACCAUAUGCACACUCUCCAAACCCCCUCCACAUCAGCAAAUCAGAAUAUGUGAAAUAAUUGACAUGCAGAAAGGUUCAGGGCUGUAGCUACAAUUACAUGCCAUGUAAAUCCAUUUAUAAUCAGGACUGAAUAUACUUCAUGUAAACACCUCAAUCAAUCCGAUUGAGCUCGAUCCAAUGACAAAUUACAAAAUAUUAGAUUUUUUUUAAAAACCUCUUCUGACAUAUACAUCAAAUUUCUCUGUCUUUAUAUCAUACCUGCAAACUCCAAAGUGGUGAAAAAGGUGACAUGUUCACAAAGUAAAUAGUAGUAGGAGGGUCUGGGGGCAUUGUCCCCCAUGAGAAAAUUUUCGUGAUUUUAACAUAUAAACUAAGCAUUCUGGUGCACUCCCACAAGAAAAUAAAUGGAAAAAACAACAUUUGCUUCAAGUAAAAAAAUAAAAAAUAAAAAUUAUUGAACAUUUGUUGACACUAGGGCUGGGUAUUGACACAAACUUCACAAUUGGAUUCGAUUUUGAUUCAGAAGCUUGCGAUUUGAUUUCGAUUUGAUUACCUUCAAUUCAAUAAUGAUUAAUUUGGGGCCUAUCAGUACAUGGCAAAUCUCCUCAAAGAAAAAAUAUCUCUCAACUAAUGCUGUAAACUAUACAGGGAACCACAGCUGGUACAUCAUUGUAAUAUUAAAGGUUAAAAUUAAUUGAUUUGUAAGCUACUUAAAUAUAAAUUACACAUAAAGAAGUUUUUAUAAUAACGUUAUAAUACAUUUUUAAUGACAUAAUUAUGUUUCUACUCGUUUUUAAUAUCGGCCUAAAUAUUUAAAUGGUGGCUGUCAUAAAAUGGUUUUAUACAUUCAGUAUUGAAGCACAUGUUAAGUACAUGAAUAUGCAAUGGCCUAUAGUCACAGUGGAUAUAUAUCAAAAUGCUCCUCUCUAAGUUAAUUUUUGUAGCUGACUAACAAGUUUUUUGACAUUGAACGGCUUUUCUGAGGUAAAUGUUAGGUAAAUGUGACAUUUUUACAAGCUGUUUUAUUGGAGCUUUUCUGCGGUUGAAACAAUGAUUGAUCGAUUAACGUUAUAUGACAUGAUACGGAUCCAGUUGUACUGGAUCUUUCAACAUACCUUCGGUAUUCAUUCAUCCUACAUCCUUUCAUGUUUAUUUCGUGUUGUAAAGUGGAAGAGAUGAUCGGUUCAUGUGCGCUUUGCCUCUGUUUGAACUGAAGCGCUACAGCGAAGUGUCGGUGACACCACAGAGCGAAAGUAGCCCAAUUUCACCCAAUUUCGAUUUAUUGUGCCUGCAAACUCACCCUGACACCCCCCACCCCCGAAAAAAAAAAAAAAAAACUCUUCGGAUCUACACGAUUCACAUAAAUGACAUAUUUUGAUUCAAAACGGCGAAUUUCGCCGAAAAGCGACUAGUUUGCAGGUAUGUUAUAUGCACCGGUGACAUUAUCACGGUGGCUUUUCUAAACAUGGUGACUAAACACUGAGUGCUGAAGUUUUGCUCUGAAUACAUGCAAUGCACAGGCAAAUUAAUAUGUGAAUCGAUUUGCAAAGUUUAGGGUUCAUAUAAACAGAAUCUGAAAUCGGAUUGGAUUAAUUCUGAUUGAUGAAAUUAAAUUAGUGCUUAAUGUGUGAUUUCUCAGGACAUUGUAUGCAUGUUAUCCCACCCCCCCAAAAAAAAAAAAAAAAAAAAAACAA